CAGCCCAGACUCUGAAGAGCAACCUGGAUUCGAUGAACCAGCAGAUCCAGCGCCUGGAGAAGGACAUCGAGAACUUCCCAAAAACCCAGGACGAGCACGAUAAGUUUGUAGAGAAGAUGAGCAGCUUUGCUGAGAGUGCCCGAGAGCAAUAUGAGAAACUGUCCAACAUGCACAACAACAUGACAAAAUUGUAUGAAAAUUUGGGAGAAUACUUCACCUUUGAUCCCAAAGCAAUAAGCAUAGAAGAAUUCUUUGGCGAUCUGAGCAACUUCAGAACUCUGUUUUUGGAGGCAUUAAAAGAAAACAACAAAAGAAGAGAAUUGGAGGAGAAAACCAAGAGAGCCAAGCUGGCCAAGGAGAAGGCAGAGCGCGAGAGGCUGGAGAGACAGAAGAAGAAGCAGCAGUUGAUUGAUAUGAACAAAGAGGGUGACGAGACAGGAGUGAUGGACAGUCUGCUGGAGGCCUUGCAGUCGGGAGCGGCUUUCAGAGACCGCAGGAAACGAACGCCGCGAGCGCAAGAUAACAAACGAGUAACUUUGGAAAGGUCUCGUUCUCGGCACAACGGAGCAAUUGCAGCUGUAUGAUUCUUCUGAUGCCAAAGAAUUAAUGAAUUGUUUUAUUUACAAUGAAAUGGAUGUGCUUUGGGAAGAGUUUAUCAUCCAAAUUGGCAAUGAUCAAAAAGGAAUACUGGUAUUGAUUAAAUGAGAUGGUGUAAAAAUAUGUAAUUUUGAAGCUGUUGCUAAAAAAAGAUCCACAUACUGUACCUUAUUACCCCAACUACCAAGAUCUGUAAACAGUGUUAAACAGUAGGGUAUAUAUCUUAUUUUCUUAUGUUCUUUCUUUUCUUUUUUUUUUUUCCCACCCUUUUUGUUUAAGCUGGCAACUCACAUGAAAGGAGUUGGGGAUUUCUAGGUUAUGUUUUAUAUGGGUAAGAAAAUACAGUUUUGUUGAAAGAGUACAGCUGUGGAUUCCAUUUGCAGUUCUGAUUUGAACAUGAAAGGAAAAAUAAUAAAAUUGUACGUUAAUAAAUUCAGAGAUGAGCUGGUCUACAUUAUCAGAAUCUUUUUUGUAACCAUAAAAAAGCAACACAUAGCCCCAGUCAGGUUGCUGAAAAACCUUAUCUCGGUGUAAAGCCUGGUGGAUUCAGCUGUUUGAGCUGCCAGUAGGAUACACCACAUAUCCACAUGGUGAUAUGAUGAUGUGUAGUUACUUAUCACUGCUGAAAAUAAUAAUAAAAAAAAAAAAAAAUUAAAAAAUUAAAUGAAACAGAGCAUAGGAUUUUUCCAAAAUGAUGUCAAGGGCAGAAUGUGUUUUUAAUUGUAUCUAAGGAGGGAUUUUUCUAAUUGUGCACUUAUAUAUUCUUUAUAAAGAUAUUUGGGGGAAGUAUGAUUGUGCUAUUUUGAUGAUGCUAACAUAGCUGUGUGUAGGUUUUUAGAGACAAGCUGCACCACGAAAUGUUUCAGAGCUGCCUCUGAGUUUCUCCCUCUGUUUCUCAGGUAAAACACGCAGCGGGGUCUCCACUGGUGGGUUUUAGUGCUGAGAGUUUAGCAGCUAGCAGCACAUUUCCUACCUGGAGCACUGCCUGGCAGUGACCAAGGCUGAUUUUUGGGAAGUUCCUCCCAGUUUUGUGUCCAGGCCCUUGCACUGCAGCUGUCCCUGUUUGUUCUGCACUCCCUGGGGAGCCACUGUCCCCUUUGUCCCCAGGGGAGUGUCCAGCCCCAUCCUGGCCCCAAAGGGCCCUUGCUUGCCUGGAUGGGAUGGAGGAUUUGAAGUGGAAUUCCAGUGGAAUUCAGCAGAAGUUGCUGAGCUAUGAUGUUUUUAAAGAAUCAGGAUGCUCUGUGGUAGCUGGCACUUGUUCUCACAUUAUUGAUGCUUAUCACUGAUUGAUGAAAUUAUUAUGGAUGCUUUUACUGCCUGGUGUUAUGGGGAACUUGGGGUUUUUUUUAGUGUCUGUAAAAGCUGUUUGGAAGGUGAGGUGUCCCAUGGUUUCUGUGCACAAACUGCUUGCUCUGGAGGGACUUUGGGGCAGUGGAUCUUUGCACUACUGCUUGAGCCAAGCAUCUUUGUACAGUAGAUUCUUUUUGCUUCUCUGGUGAGAUCCUCUUAAAACUGUCAGACUAGUUUGGGAUAAAUUCUCACAAUUGUAAACUGCAUAUUGUAAGAGAAGAUACAGCUCCUUUUCAAUCUAUUGUCUAAUUCAAUCUAGUGUUGAAUUUUAAUUUUUGGUUUUAUUUUAAAACUUGUCUAAAAAGAAUCCAGGGGGUUUGCCCAUAGCUCUAAACAUAGGAAUACCACUGAAGCCUAGUGAAAUGCUUGCUGUCAACUAAAUAUUCUCUCUAAAAUGUUUGGGAGUUUUAGUAACAAACUGAAGAGUUGUAUGGUACUUCAGGAAAAAAAAAGAUAAAAAAAAAAAAAGAUAAAAAAAAAGCAUGCAAGAGGAUUUUGUCUCCUUGUUUAUCAGUAAGAGCUAAAAAGAAUUCUAUCCUGUUUGUGCAAGGUCAACAUCAGCCUUGCACUGAAUUCUUUAAGUAGAACUAUUAAAUUUACAGUUACAAAAAUGUGCUUAAUGUACAAAGCCAGUUUAAAGGAUUAGGUUCAUAAUGUCUAUAUAAAUCAAUAGUGUCUUAGAAUUCAGAUUUUGAAAUGAGCAUUUUGCUGGGAUUUACAAGUAUUGGUAUAAUCUUUAUGUGUGAAAACUCAAAAGCUCUCCACAGAAUCUUUAUAGGAUAGCAGUAAUUAUCAGUGCACAAGUUUUUCAUUUCCCUGGGUUAUAAUUUUUUUGGGGAAAGCUCUGUGAAAGCUGGCUACAGAUUUUCAAGAACCAAAUCUUAGGAAAAAAAAAAGGCAAAUCCAAAAUAACAACAUCAUCUGAUGCUUCUAUUUUACUACUAUUUUUUUCAUAUUUGAAACAUUUAUAUAAUUUAAUGGACAUAUCUGUUAGAACAAAAGUGUCUUUCAAAGGAAAACUAGUUUAGAAGAUAAUUUAUGUAAAUAUAGGGUGCUCGUAUUUAUGAAGUCUAAAAUAUUUUCUGAAAUUGAUGCUGGUCACUUUGUCUUUUGAUAGUUUUUCAGUCUAUAUUAAAUUGCAGAUAUUUUUAAUGUUUUUAUUAUUGAUCUAAUUUUCAGAGGUGUCACAUGUCUAUCUAGAAGUGUAGAAGAGUAGCACCUUUUUCAGAAAUGCACUUGCCUUAUUUUCUAAUUUAAAAAAAAAAUAAAAAAAUGAAAUAUAUCAGUUAAAUUAUAUUUGUAUUCAAAGUAAUCCCAGAAAGAAAAUCACUGGAGGGUUCAUACAUAAAUUUCUUGCUAAUUAUGUUUCACUCUCUGUCCUCUGAGACAUGACGUUAACAAUAUUACCAGCACAUCUGUUUGCAUUCACAUUUUUACCAGUUACAAGUGCUGAGAGAGUUUUGGUUUGUUUUGGGUUUUUUUUUUUUUUUAAAAAAAAAAAAAAAUGAUGUUACACUGUUUACAUUUCUUAGUUUAUUUAAAAGGAAGAUAAUUUUACCUUUGAGAUGAAUCGAACUCAACCUCCAAAUGUCAUGGGAAUGAAAGGUUUUUGAUCAUGUACAAAUAUACAUAUCUGUGGCUGGACAGAGCAGAAAUGGGAAGGCUGCGGGCUCCUUUUGCUCCAGUUUUAUGCAGUUUAUUGAGAAAAGCAGUGCAGCACGGGCUGUCACGUGUGUUUGUCUGUGAUGCAGCAGGAUCCUGGCCCAGCACUCCGCUGAUGUUAAUCAAAUUAUUUGGCUAAAACCAAAACGGUGCCUCCAAGGGCGCUGGCAAACAGCUCCAGGGACCUUCCCAGGAGUUUUGCCUUUUGUUGUGGUUUUAGCUGGCUGUGGUCAGUGUGAGAAACGUGAGCUCAAAAUGAUCUGUUCUUCUUGAGAACUGGGAUUCAAGAGCGUUCCCGUAGUUCCCUUCUGUAAUAUGCAAAUGAUCAUGAAUAUCUGUAUAUUUUUGCAUUUUUGUGUGUGGUAUAUGUACUACCUCAGACAAAUGCUGUAAAAAACACAAUAUUUCCACGGUUUCUAUCCAAACCACAAUCCAUUAGUAACCUACUUUAAAUUCAUCCCACAACACACCAAACUCUGAGAAUCUGGCUGAGUUUUGGGUUUGGCUCUGGAAAUCCUCCUAUAGCUUUUGUUAAGGAAACUUUGCAGCGUUCUCACCCCUCGGGCAAAGCCUGACUUUGGGGUGACUUUUUGGUCCUCCCCAGCCUCAGAAGGGUCUGGCUGGGCAGGAUUUCAAGCUGGUGAUAUUUCUGUUGGGAGCAAACUUCCCUCUGUGUGUAAAUUGCUUCUUUUCCAUUCAGCAAAGGCUUGGCUGAGCUCUGCUUUGCUGUUUGCCUUCCAAGUGCUGCAAGGUGGGGCAGGACAAGUGCUGGGCAGUGUCCAGCCCAACCUCUGAUGUGCCAUACUGUAUUUGCAAGUUUAAACUCAUUUUUUUUUAAAUAAGUAUCGUGAGAAACCUCUUCUUCCGCGGCGUCUCCGCGCGCGCCCACGCAUGCACACGAAAUGUAAAUAAAAAAUAAAAAAGAAUUCAAGAAAAAAAAAAAGAAAGAAAUGAAAGCAGCCAAAUGCCUCAGCUUCAGGUGUCUCCAGGUGUCAUAGUGCUGCUUUUGUGCUCCAGGGAGGGAGCUGUGUGAGCCUGUGCAUCCUGCAAGCACCCCCUGAUGUCACUGGGGAAGGAGAAGGGUUUGUUCUUGGGGUGCUUUUAGCACUGUUUGAGGUGAUACAUAUGCCACAGAAUGUGAACAAAUAACCUUUUACAGUUCAGUCUGCUACCAUGCACCAUUUGAUUUCCCUUUUGGAAGUCAUAGGACUCCUGAUGCCAAAAAAAAAAAACAAAAAAAAAGAAAAAAAAAAAAAGAUUAAAAGAAAAAAAAAAAAAAGGUGACAAAACUCAUGCAUUUCUAUUUUUUAAACAGCUCUGUGUUUGUAUGUAAUGUUUAAAAUAGGAAUUUGAUGAAAUCACAGCCUGGCCAUUGUUAAUCCAUGUAUUCUGAAAACUGUAAUAAAGAUAUACAUACCACGAUUCUGGUAGAUGCACCAAUGUUUUACUUGAUUAUCAUGAUUAUUUCCUGUUGAGUACCAUCACCUCGAAGCCUGGGCUUGCUGUAUAAAACUGUCACGCUGAAAUUACAUUCCAUUUUAGCUUACUGUCUUUUUAUGGA
Molecule: messenger RNA, 5170 nt
Organism: Cyanistes caeruleus (blue tit)
Lineage: Eukaryota; Metazoa; Chordata; Aves; Passeriformes; Paridae
Source: RefSeq, a predicted model, not a curated record